Messenger RNA from Penaeus chinensis, 1018 nucleotides. RefSeq names its product facilitated trehalose transporter Tret1-like. The transcript has 3 exons. The record is from RefSeq and is a predicted model, not a curated record. Gene Ontology annotation, cellular component: membrane. Gene Ontology annotation, biological process: transmembrane transport. NCBI's taxonomy places the organism in Eukaryota, Metazoa, Arthropoda, Malacostraca, Decapoda, Penaeidae. Gene Ontology annotation, molecular function: transmembrane transporter activity. The coding region runs from base 1 to 792 and encodes 263 amino acids.
AUGGCACACUCCCUCCCCUGGGACGUGGCCACGGCUGUUUGUGCGGCUCCCAUGAUCUUGGUCGCCUCCCUCACCCCGUUUGUACCAGAGUCCCCCUAUUGGCUGAUCCGCCGAGGUCUGAAGGGCGCUGCAUUGGAGUCUCUCAAGAAGUUAAGGGGUCCAACCGAAAAUAUAAACCUCGAACUUCAGGAAAUAUCAUCAAGCAUCCAAGGAAUACGCCAGAUUACAAUAAAGGAUCAGAUCAAACAACUUGCCAGGCCUCAAAAUUAUCGUCCAUUUCUGCUGUUGACGGCAAUCUUCAUCCUGAGGGAGCUCGGAGGGCAGUACGUGGUCUUCUCCUACACGGUGUACUUCUUCCGGAAGGCGGGCGUCGGCCUGGACGCCUUUGUCUGCACAGUCCUGGUGGGCGUCGUGAGGCUCGUCUUCACAGUGGUCGGCGCGGCGGUAGUGGACCGCGUCGGGCGUCGCCCUCUGCUGAUCGCCACGUCUCUCGUGUGCGGAGCGGCCGAGGUCGUCGGCGCGAUAUUCCUGCUAGUGGACGUCCCCGGGUCUUCGUGGGUCCCGCUCGCAGCGGUGAUGAUUUUCGUGUCCUCGUACGGCCUUGGAAUCGGCCCUAUACCCUGGGCUCUCAUGGGUGAACUCAUUCCCACUCCUGUGAGAUCAAUUGGAAAUUCAGUGUGCAUCAUGGACCUUUCAGUUUUCAGCUUUGUCAUUAGCUUCGUCUUCCCGUAUUUGCUGGUAAUUGGUCUAUACUUCAUUUUAUAUCUACUAAUGGGUAUACCUAAAUACUAAAAAUAUAUUUUGCUCUUUGUAUGAAUACAGAAGAUAAUAUUUACAUUUCCAACGGACAUUUUUAUUAGCUCACUUCGAUGGUGUGAGUAGCUCCUGUAUUUUGGAAUCCUCGCAAAGCUCCUGCCACCGAAGGAAACGCGUGAAUGCGGGAUGAGCCCCGUCUGGCGUGUGCGGCAACCGUGCUGAGGAGGAAUGGAAAUCACUACAGCCUGGACGUGAGCGGUUA